Messenger RNA from Fusarium mangiferae, 1512 nucleotides. Its product is annotated as putative D-lactate dehydrogenase (cytochrome). Gene Ontology annotation, molecular function: FAD binding; D-lactate dehydrogenase (NAD+) activity; D-lactate dehydrogenase (cytochrome) activity. NCBI's taxonomy places the organism in Eukaryota, Fungi, Ascomycota, Sordariomycetes, Hypocreales, Nectriaceae. The transcript is spliced from 2 exons. Gene Ontology annotation, cellular component: mitochondrion. Gene Ontology annotation, biological process: lactate catabolic process. Bases 1 to 1512 code for a protein of 503 amino acids. The record is from RefSeq and is a predicted model, not a curated record.
AUGGCUGGAGCGCUGAGUGUCAGCAGCCAGCCAACGACACGGCAACUAGCAUCUACACAGUCAUUGUUUGACACCCCUGAGAUUCAGCAUGACUUGUCAGCAACAAAUAUUCAAGAUGCUUGUAAAGAAUUCCCCGCUAUCUUGGGUCCCGAGAACGUCUCAACAGAACGUGCCGAUCUGGUUACCCAUUCGGGCUCUGACUAUCAGUCUUACGCCUGGACUGAAGAGUCAGCGAUCCUUUCACAAGUCAUCCUCUAUCCUGAGACUACAGAACAGGUUUCAGAGCUUAUGAAAGUAUGCUUCCAACGUCGGCUUCCUGUCACGCCAUACUCGGGAGGGACGUCGAUCGAAGGCCAGUACAUACCUCAUCUACAGGGCAUAUGUAUUGACUUUGGUCGAAUGAACAAUAUAGUAGAGCUCAACAAGUAUGAUCUCGACUGUGUUGUGCAACCCGGCAUUGGAUGGAUGGACCUGAACGAAGGGCUAGCAGCUCAUGGCCUAUUCUUCCCCCCAGACCCUGGUCCUGGCGCCAUGAUUGGAGGCAUGGUUGGUACAGGAUGCUCUGGGACAAACGCAGCUGCAUACGGAACCAUGAAAGACUGGGUCCUGUCACUAACCGUCGUACUUGCGGACGGAACAAUCAUCGAGACUCGCCAACGCGCCAGAAAGUCGAGUGCAGGUUAUGAUCUGACCAAGACCUUUAUCGGCAGUGAAGGAACCCUUGGCCUUGUCACGGAAGCUACACUAAAACUGGCAGUCAAGCCACCAUGUGAGGCCGUGGCCGUAUGCACAUUUCCAACACUACGAGACGCAGCAUCUGCAGUUCGAGAGGUGCUAUCUAAUGGCAUCCAGGUUGCGGCUGUUGAGAUUCUUGAUGAAGUACAAAUGAAGAGCAUCAACGACUCAGCGUUAACGAGAUUGGAAUGGAAAGAAGAGCCAACCCUGUUCUUCAAGUUUACCGGGAGUGAUGAGCUCAUCGUACAACACCUCGCCAAGCAAGUCGGUAGUAUCACGAAACAGAAUCACGGCACCGCCUACAUAUUCGCAUCCGACGAGACUGAGCGGAAUGAAUUAUGGUCCGCGCGGAAGAAUGCCCUCUGGAGUAUGCUGGCCAUGAGAAAAUCACCAACCGACAAAGUCUGGACUACUGACGGGGCUGUACCUCUCAGUAGGCUCCCUGACAUCAUCGAGUUUGCCAAAGACGAUAUCGAAAAGUCGGGCUUACUCGGCUCAAUUGUUGGGCACGUUGGUGACGGGAACUUCCAUACCCUGCUGCUCUUCCCCGAGGAGAAGCGUCAUAUCGCCGAAGAGGUCGUUCACCGAAUGGUUGAUAAAGCCAUCGAGAUGAAAGGUACAGCGACGGGCGAACAUGGCAUCGGACUUGAGAAGAGGGACUAUCUGGAGAAGGAGCUGGGAAAAGAAGCUGUUGAUGCAAUGCGAUCGAUGAAGAAUGCAUUUGACCCAUUAUGCAUAUUGAAUUGUGAUAAGGUGAUACGUAUGCAGGUGGCAUAG